Molecule: messenger RNA, 1146 nt
Organism: Sardina pilchardus (European sardine)
Lineage: Eukaryota; Metazoa; Chordata; Actinopteri; Clupeiformes; Clupeidae
Product: transmembrane protein 178B-like
Exons: 4
Coding region: 400-1146 (248 amino acids)
Cellular component (GO): membrane
Source: RefSeq, a predicted model, not a curated record
CCCGUCUUUUUGUAAGCGGUUCUUCUUGUCGGUUCUCCCGGUUGCUGUCACUCACUCACUGUCCUCCCGGGUGGUCCCGGCGGUUUCCGCGUCUCCGCUCUGAUUCCCGCAUAUGUUCCGCGCGAGCCCCAGCGGAGACCGAGCGCAUUGCAUCACCAUCCCUCACGCUCACGCUGCCUCUCCCGCUCACCGUCAUUCCGGAGCAGAUGGUGGGACGGGCGACGCAUCUGUCUCAGCUCUCCGCGAUAACCGAAAGCAGUCGGAGGGGACGGACGGAGGACAGGGUGCCGUCCGUGAUGAACGCGUCCGAGUGCGCGAGGAAUCAGUGAUUUGUGCCGCAGGCACCCGGUGCCCCGGAGAUCCACUCAGCUCGCGCGCUCUCUCCUCUACGCGAGGAAGAUGGCUGCCAUGAAGCUCCUCACUGGCGCGGGACUCUUCUUGGCGUUCUGCUCGCUUGCUUUGCUCGCGAUGGCUAUCUGCACCGACCACUGGUACGAGACAGAUGCACGGAGACACCGGGAACGCUGUAAGAAUUAUGCCAACAACAAGCGGAAAGACCCGGGCUUCAUCCUGCUGUCCAACCACAACCUGCCGCUCCAGAUGCCUCUGAAGGACACCGGGGAACGGAGACUCCCGGGGCCGAGUGACGGAGCUCUUCUGCGGGAGAGGCGGCAGGUUGUGGCAGCUGCCCCGGCCAUGGAGUCGCAGUGUAGCCGGCCGUUCAACUCCACCAUCUCGGGGCUGUGGAGGAAGUGUCUACGGGGAGGCUUCGACCUGGAGACGGAGGAGCUCAUCUAUAAAGGUCUUCUGCAGAGGUGUACAGCAGUGAAGUAUCACUACACCUCCUCCAGCCUCCCACGCAACCUCUCCAUCAGCAUCACCAAGACCAUACGCCAGGAUGAGUGGCACGCGCUCCUGUCGCCACCUAGUGGUUACAGUGUGUUGUCGCGGUACCCGCGCUACCUGUACGGUCUGCCGGAGGACAUCAGCCACGGCUACGGCUGGUCCAUGUUCUGUGCCUGGGGGGGGCUGGGCCUCACGCUAUUGGCCGGCUUCCUCUGCACACUCGCCCCCUCCGUCAGCAGCCCCACCCCCACACGCUGCAGCUCCGUACACAAGCCACGCCACGAGAACGGGAGUGUGUGA